This is a messenger RNA of Synchytrium microbalum, 735 nucleotides long. RefSeq lists its product as uncharacterized. The record is from RefSeq and is a predicted model, not a curated record. NCBI's taxonomy places the organism in Eukaryota, Fungi, Chytridiomycota, Chytridiomycetes, Synchytriales, Synchytriaceae. The transcript is spliced from 6 exons. The coding region runs from base 1 to 735 and encodes 244 amino acids. Gene Ontology annotation, biological process: phosphorelay signal transduction system.
AUGGCUGAUAUGACCAUCGCCCCAAAUCCGAAUAACGAAUACGCCAAAGCUUCAAGCACCGCUGCACAAUAUAUUACCGAGUUAUGUAACGAAGUCCUUGAUUCUACCAAACUGAAGAGUGGAAAACCUGACUUGGAGCCUAGAUGGAUGGAAGUAGUGUCUGACGAAUCUAUUGGCUUACGCGUGUCUGGUGGUAGUGUCGAUGUCUACUUGCGACUCCUCAAAGACGAGUCACUGUCGUCCGAUCAAGCACGAUUGAGAAUGUUAAAUCGUCAACGCCCUAACGUUGCAUCUGAAGUCACGAGUCAGCCAUGGAAUACCAAACUCGCCAGUAGUGCUGAUGUCAUAGUGGAAGAACCAAAAGGAAGUGGACGCGGGCUGGAUUACAGUUCAGGAAGAACUCUGGCAACAGUAACCACUCGAAAACCUGUAUCACCCAUACUUGAACCAGGGCGUAUCAAGCCGACGACCAUGGUUCAUAACUCGGCUGUCAAUCGUGAACUGCUGAAUAAUCGGUCGAGGCCUGAUAUGGACUCAUAUCUGGCUGAUGAUGGUCAAGAGGCUAUUGAUCUCGCAGAAAAAGACAAGUACCGAAUCAUUUUCACGGACUUGCAAAUGCCUACAGUUGAUGGCUGGCAAGCUAUCGCUCAAAUCCGUAACAAGCCCUCAAUACCGAAACACCCAUUGUCAUUACACAGCUUAUACUGUGACAGACCGUUUCGUGCGGCAAAUUAA